AUGGAGGAACUUACUAAAGAAGGAUCCAAAUAUGUCGAUAGCGCAAUUACCAGGAUUGUUACUCGUAUUCUGAAGGAAAAUCAUCAAGUGCCUGGAAUAUCUAUUCCUCCUCAAACCAUAAUGGCUGAUCCCCUCAAUAACACCAAUAAGGCUGAGGUUGUUCACACCGUUGAUAGUGACCUAGAAAUCAACAAGGAUGAACAAGGGUUUGCUAAGAAUACCAAUGUUACCGAGGAUGUCAAUGACAUCGACAAUAAUGAGCACCCUAAGGCCAAUACAGAAACUGAUACUAAGGUGGUAGACUUAGAUGAGUACUCUGACGACGAAUUACUUACCUCCUUGAAUCUUAGUGUAGCCAACAGGCUAAUGACAAGAAGAAAAGGCAAAGCUGUUGUCCAAGGAUCUCCUAAAAGGAGCACUCAAGUGAACAACCCUGCCAAAGACACUGUCAGGAAGAAGAGUACUUCUGUAGGUCCUGUCAAGAGCAAAGCUGUAACCAAGAGUAAAGGGGUUGGUCCAUCAAAAUCUUGGAGCAAGGUCAUUCCAAAGAAAAGAAAGGAGCGGGAAAUUGUUGAACCUGAAUCUGAUGUUGAAGUGAAUGUCCCUGACAUUCCAUCGAGGAAGAAGCCUAUAACCAGUAAGCUUACUGCUAGUAUUCUUGAAAUUCCCAUUGAUAAUGUGUCUUUCCACUAUGCCUCUAGUGCCAACAGAUGGAAGUAUGUUCUCCAAAAGAGAUUGGCUGUUGAAAGGGAAUUGGCUCCAAAUGCUCGUGAAAACAAGGAGGUCUUAGAGCUGAAUCAAGAAGCUGGACUGCUAAAAAUUGUGUGCAAUCUUCCCAAAUGUUAUGAGAAGCUGGUCAAAGAAUUCUUGGUAAACCUAUCUGAAGAUUGUGGCAACAGCAGGAGUGCAGACUACAAAAAGGUGUUUGUAAGAGAUGAAGCUCAAACUGAGCUGAAAGUAACAGACAACCAAGUCUGUCAAGUGAUCACAACCAAGCAAGUAAAAAGCUGGACCAUGAAAGAAAAGCUAACUGCAAGAACAAAGGCAAAGUUUGAUUAUGGAGCAUAUACUUUUGACCAAACCAUGAAGCAAGCUGGAAGCUUCAGUAUUAAGGGUCCAAUUUCCUUUCCAUCCCUCUUGUGUGGUAUAAUUCUGGAUCAGUAUUCAAACAUUCUCAAUGAACAUGAUGUAGUCUGCAAAAGAGAGUGUCCCUUGGCCUUCCAUUACAAACUGUUUCAGGGCAAGCAUGUUCCAGAUAUUGUCAUGACAUCAGCUGAAACUUCCAAAUCUAGAGCAUCAGUCAGCAAAGCAGAAGUCAUAGCAAUGCUAAAAGUGACUUGCAAAGAACUAGAAUCAAGAAAAAUAUCUCUUGACAAAAUGAUACGUACUCUGGAAAUGGACGAGAAUGAGGAGUUUGCAGAUACUGAAGAGAUGGAGUACAAAGAUGAAUAA
Messenger RNA from Vicia villosa (hairy vetch), 1452 nucleotides. RefSeq lists its product as uncharacterized. The record is from RefSeq and is a predicted model, not a curated record. Bases 1 to 1452 code for a protein of 483 amino acids. Lineage: Eukaryota; Viridiplantae; Streptophyta; Magnoliopsida; Fabales; Fabaceae. The transcript has 3 exons.